AUGUUUCCCACUGUCACCCACACGACCCAUCCUGACUCUGAGCCCUCACAAUUCAUUUUACCUGACCUUGUCAAUGAUUGCCACUAUCCCUUGCGAAAGAACCCUCACUGUUAUGCAGUGUCCCGCGCAUCUGAUCAAUGGCUUACUGAUGUAGCGCAACUUGUAGAGCCCGAGGUCAGAGAGUAUCUUGAUGCGGACAUAGGCGGAUGUGCUGCCGUUUGCCAUCCUGAUGCAGAUGCUUUCCAUCUCCAAGUCUGCGCUGAAUUCCUUAACUGGGCAUUCGUUAUAGACGACUGGAUGGAGUGUGGUGUUGUCGAUGUACGGGAAGCGCAUGAAUCCUGUAUUCUUGCACUCCACGAUCCCAUCAAUUUUGAGACGGAGCAACUUGGUGCAAAGAUGUGCAAAUCGUUUUUCAGCCGCUUUAAGGAGACUGCUGGCCCCGGCUGCACAGAGCGGUUCAUCCGCGGAAGCGAAUUGUUCUUCGCUGCUGUGGCUAAGCAUCUGGACGACCGUGCGAAAGGAAAUAUGUAUGAUCUGCCAUCUUACAUUGCCCUGAGGAAAGAUCUAGUCGCGAUGAAGAUCUGCAGUGCCUUGAUUGAAUUCGCAGGUCGAAUUGAUCUUCCGGACGAAGUUGUUUCGCAUCCAGUUUUCCAGGCCUUAGAGGAUGCGGCCAACGAUCACGUUUCUUGGUGUAAUGAUAUUUUUUCAUACAACAAAGAGCAAUCUCGCGGUAGCGCACCCUGGGAAAACAUAGUUUCCGUGCUCAUGCACGAUCGAGGACUAGACCUGCAAGGCGCCAUGGACUACGCUGGCCAGAUGUGCAAAGAUGCCAUUCAGCGCUUUGAAUCCAACCGUGUUGUCCUCCCCUCAUGGGGAGAAGAGGUUGACAGGCAGGUGGCUAUCCACAUCGACGGGCUGCAGAACUGGAUGGUCGGUUCACUUCACUGGCACUUGAAUUGCAUCCGCUAUUUUGGCAAGGAUGGACAUGCUGUCAAGUUGGACCGAAUCGUCAAGCUGCUUCCCAAAAGGCCCUUGUAG
Molecule: messenger RNA, 1038 nt
Organism: Suillus subalutaceus
Lineage: Eukaryota; Fungi; Basidiomycota; Agaricomycetes; Boletales; Suillaceae
Product: isoprenoid synthase domain-containing protein
Exons: 3
Coding region: 1-1038 (345 amino acids)
Source: RefSeq, a predicted model, not a curated record